Molecule: messenger RNA, 325 nt
Organism: Arabidopsis thaliana (thale cress)
Lineage: Eukaryota; Viridiplantae; Streptophyta; Magnoliopsida; Brassicales; Brassicaceae
Exons: 3
Coding region: 26-325 (99 amino acids)
Source: RefSeq, marked reviewed
AUUGCUCCUGUUAAAGGUGUGAGAGAUGGUUGCGAUGCUGAUGUCUCCAAGGAACUUAGUCCAGCUGGUGAAAACAUAUCCCCAACAACAUUGUUACUAUUCCCGUGCGCUGCAACAGGUCCAGAUUGAGUUCGCUGUGGUAUAUGGGAAGGGACAACAUGAACUUGUUGUGUCACACCAUAAGCGUAAGGAGUUUGCGAGCUUGCUGAGGUGGCAGAACCUGGUUGGUGAGGAAAACUCUCACUUGGUGGGUGUGAAGAUACACCAGGAGUAUAUUGUGGAGGUUGAGAGGUUGCUGGACCUGCAUAGCCUGGCUGUUGCGUGA